AUGCCAAUUCCUCCAACGGGAUUCCACACACGUUUCGCUUCUCCAUUGUCGUUCGGGGACCUCUUCACUUCUCCGGAGCCUGGCUUCGAUAUCCUCCUCAGUACCCGAUGGAACGGCCAGUUCUCGGCUCUGGUGCAAGCAGAGCUCGUGGGGUUCAAGUACGGCCUUACGGCUCCGCGCCCGUUACGCAAUUCUAGGGCGAUGUUUGCAGGCAUUGUCGUCGAACGGUUUCCCAAGCAGGCUUGUCAAACCCUGGUAGAGGACCUGGCAGAAGCCUCAAUGCUGCAACGUCCAGCUACGGAGUCCUUUGGCGCAAUUCGAGGAACAAAAACCGUCAUGGCGUUGCGGCGACUUUUUGAGAAGGUUGUCCACACUCGUAAAGCGGUGCCGCUUUUAGAGCAACCCCGCAUCAAUGAUCUUCGCGUACUGCUGGCGAAAGAGUUGAGAUAUCUGGUGAAACAUGGCAACCUGGCGUGGUCAGACAGACUGACAAGCUAUUAUAAAGCGGAGGAGCUGGCCCGAAGGAAGCUGGCCGGGAAAUUCAUGGAGAAUAUGCAGACUGUGAAGGAAGAUUACGAACUUCGAGUCCUUGUGAGGGCUGCGGAAACGUCGGACGUGGGCAUCCAGAAGAUAUUUCUAGUCGAUGUGCUAAGCGAGUUUCCUACUGUUCUUCUCGAGGAAGAUUUUUUCUCUUCGAAGCUCCAGGAUUUCUUUUCCAGCAUCCUGCAGUAUCCACGUUCUCGGGUUACGAUGGACAGGGAGGCUAUGGACGCCCUAUUUCAGACUCACAUGCAAACGAAGUCGGCGAGCAGCGAGUCGCUAACGAACGACCUCUUCAAGCACGUCAAUGACCCAGACCAGUACUUUCACUCCUGGGCAAAAUCAUUGUUUGUCGAUGUUCUUGCGCUGGUGUGGAACUACUAUUACGAACAUAGCCAGGGGAUGCUUCAAAUUCUUUAUGACAAGAAAGAGGCAUUCGAUUUCCUACUCGAAGAGAUCACACGCCUGCCCGAGAUGACUGCGGCGACAGAAGUAGGCCCUGAGGGCAAUCGCCAAAGUCGCGUCGAACUGGCCGGGGGUCUACUCGCCCGGAAAGCUUUUUCACUGGAUGCUUUUGGUUUCGGCACCAUUCUUCAUCUGGCAAGUUGGCAGGCGACAAACAACUACGGCCACUUGGCCGUCGUUCAAGGGACCUGCCGCUUCGCCUACAUCGCAGUAGCGCGGUCUGAGGUGAAGAAGGCGGCAUCCGUGGACAAUUCGGCGGUCAUCAGUACCCGAUUUGACGCCACAUUUCAGCCACCGCCUUCAGGUAUUUUCACUGGAACCUUCUAUCGUACCAAGAAACCGUUCUCCUCAGCUCUCUACCGCCGCCUGAAAACAUGGAAUAAGCUCGGACGGCCGCGUGAAGACAUACGCAUCCGCCAUCUAACUACGGCUAUGGCGACAAAACUCCGUCAGAACGUGUUGGAGGCGCCUGAACAAAACUUGCAGGCUACUUGGGAUUUUGCAUCUCUGUUUGGGCCAAGUCAGGCAAAUUUCAUUGACUCCUUCAGGGCUGCGGCAGAGGCAUGCUUUGACAGCAUGUUUGUUAACGCGACGUCGUCGCUGAGGCCGUUGUUCAACAUCGAGUUGGCGCACCUGGUUGCGCGGCGGAGUACUCGCGCCGAUGAAACUCCUCUUCACCCAAAGAAACAAGCCCUGAGAGAAGUCCUGCGGGCGAGGCUGGUAGUAGAGCGUUUUGAGGCCACGAAACAGUUUUCUGAGAGACUGCGAACCACUGCGGAGGAUCCGAACGAAAACGUGGUCUCUUUCCGGAUACAGCCGAAGUUGAUCGAGACGAUUCUCGAACGCCCCUUCUUCUACGAUUACGAUGUGCUGAACUCUAUCGAACUGAUUAGCAGUAUCCCCGAGCUCAGCGACGUGCGCCUUGCUUUGCAGAUCAGCAUUCGUGGGCUCCUCGCACUGCAUCGCCUUCUGAACCGCUCGCCGCUGACUCUCCUGAACUACAAGGUCGCAAAGUGGCUGCAUCUGUACACGCCGGUGGGCGCUCAGGACUCCAUGCGCCAUUCUUUCAUCUCUCGUCUGAAUACUGUAAUGAAACUUGCCUGGCAGUUCCACUCACGCAGCUUUGAUAACCAUAUCGACUUGCUGCCUGCAACUGAACUCGGCACGAUCCGGGAAAAACUCAUCCAGGCAGGCUUGGCUGCUCCCGCAGAGGCGCCUCGGAGGAGAGCACUUUACGGCCCGGGCGUUCUGCCAGAGGCAUUCGAUUCCUCCGGAUUUACAACCGCUCUUGCUCUCGUCGCAGCAGCAGAACUUAAAUCCACUCCGAUCGAGUAUCUGGACGAGACAGGCCGUCUGUUCUCCGUUACUUGCCGCAAAUGUAGAAAUGAACGCGAGAGCUUCAUCGCCACCAGCAAAGGUCUGGUACGCGUUCCGUCCCCGGGGCUGCCCGUCGCGGUCCUUGCUCUGCCGUCGACUCCCCCCGAUCAUCAAUUCUCGGGACUGAAAAUAUGGGAGGCACCAAGAGCAUCUAUUAUAGCGCCCCGCGCGCCGCGUCCUCAUCACGUGCGCCGCAUUCUGAGCCGUCUCCAAUCCUUCUUCGGUGCGGAACGCCGCGUUUCCCAUCUGACCGCAGCGGUGACUGAAGCGGUCAUUGCUCGCGCGGAGCUGCCCAACGAACAUAAUAUUUGCACGACGCUUUCGCGAAGUUUUCCCAGCUGUCUUGUACAGCCUAUUUUGAACUGUGACGCUGGGGAUCAGAUCUGUAGAAACAAAAUCGACGCAGUUUCGGCCGAUUUUGAAGACAUGUUCGACAGAUUAUGGCUGGAGAUCAGUAGCGCGCGUUUCUCAGCGGAGCGGCUUCGCGCCGAGGCUCAUUGGCGUCUGCUGAGCCCCGCUCUCGUCAACCUCGUCCGUGCAAACAGUCCAGACCUUUCUCCUGAGGAGUACCGGCUGCUGACAACCACGGAUCCGCAAUACGCACAGUCGGCGGAGGGCCGGACUGCCACGCGGAUGCUCUGGAUCCGACUGAUUCUCAAGCAGCCACAACAGCUUUCUCCCGCCGACUUCGCUCGACUGCAGAUCCCGUUCGAAGAAUUUGGCCGGGGUGCGCCUGUCCCCACAAAGGCGAUACAGCAGAUCGCAAACUACUACAAAGAGGAGAUCGCUGCUGCAGCCGCAAGUGACAGUCAGCUGGGCGAGGAGGCGGAGUCAGCUCUUGAGGCGGCCACGAAUAAGGCUCGUAAAGAAUUUGCUUCGCUCGGAAUAUAUGAAGCGACCGACAAGCGGUUGCUGAGGAAAGUGCUGUUGGAUCUUUACCACUUGCGGCACGAGUCUCUUUUCGACUUUUUGCUCGGAUCUCUGCCGACUGCCGAAGACUUUCCUCCGAUAUUCCGGUCCAGUCUGACUGCAUGCCUGUUGGCUGAAUGGAGAAGCGAACUUGAGUUCGACCGCAUGAUGGGCGAGCUGGAACAGCUUAGUGGCCUUCCCGCUCUCACGCCGCAUACCGUCAAAGAUUGUUUCACAAAGGCAACAGCGGCACUGGAAACGGAAUCGCCCCGUGAAGGGGAACAGGCUCCUGCCCUCAUCCCCGCGCAGGUGCCCGCACUAGCGAACAAUUCCUACUUCCUGUUUCUAACCUUCUACCGCUUCAAAAGUGUUCUUGAGGCUCUGGAGAUGUUUAGAGCUCUGCGACGUCCUCGCGAAAGAGAAGUUCUGGAGACGGUCAACCUUCAGCAGUUGACUGAAAACGUUCGUCUCCUCACGAAGGGCCAGUUCCGCGGUCUGCUUCGCCGGACACCGGGUUUUUGCGAGUUUGCUUACGCGCUCGUGGCUGCGCGAACACGGAAGGAUCUGUAUAUUUUGGAAGCACCAAGCCGCCGCGCGCUCGCAGGCAGAAUUCUCCGCAUCGGCGCUGCCUCCACCGGACUUCUCAGCACGCGCGCCCAGAGAAGUGUCAGCGUUCUCUGCGUCCCGUUUUGUCACGUCGUGGGGCAGAACAGUCUAAGCAGCUUCGAUCUCGUCGGCACCGUGGCUGCAGAGGCGAAGCGGCAAAUAAGCGAGCGCGCAGUAUCGCUUCGUCAGCUCGUGAGCGGCGUUGUUCCGAAGCUGGCGUUCCUAGCUCAGCUUCCUCGCUCAAUCCUCAAUUCUGCGGGAAAACUGUUGCCAGCCCAGAACCAAGUAUUCGUUCCCGGCGAAUCCUCCAUUUGCAGCGAGACAGAGAGUCCCGUCUCCUGGGUGUUCGUGGUGAAGGAGACAUGCGCAAUGACAAAAGUGUCCAAGGCGUACUUUCUCGAAGCGCUCACCUUGACGCUGGGCAUCGGACAACUUAAUCCACUCGCUUGGCUGCGCUUCUGGCUCGCCGGCAACGAUGUUCUGCUCGGCCUGGCCAAGGAAGUGCUGCAGGCAAAACGUGCAGAACUCAACAGUGCGGAUGCAAAUAACUGGGAAGCCUUCGUGAAGGACCCUGAGUGGCGCAGGAUGGUGCCGGCGAUCUACGCAGAGGUCGUGCUGAGACUUAACAACUCCUUGUCGAGCUUCCGAGAAGUCGUGAAGCUUCUCCGAUGGAUCAGGCCCGCAACACGAGCUGUGAAAAGGUCCAUCGCGAGCAUUCUGCGCUUUUUCGAGCCUGUGCGGGAGGAGAAAAAGCAAAAGGAAGGAGCCGCUGCUGUCAAAGUCGAGCGCCUCCCAGACGUUUUUUUCAUGAAGAACUGGCGGUCCUUCUCCAUCUGCAUGGAUAACGGGGAAGACGGACUUGAGUUUUCCACUGCGUACCGCCUAGUCGCUGCGAUCGGUACGAGUCUUAGAGCUGCUCAGCGGUUCCCCACGGAGAGCUCCCUGAUGUACGGCUCCGUUCGGGGAGAACGCUCUGUCAUGGCGGCCUUCAAUCGCAUGGCCGUUGAUUACUUCAUCGGCCGAGGAGGGGUUCACGAUUCGGCCAAGAAGUUGAUCGAGCACAUGCUGCUGGCGAUUCUGCAUGAGUGCGAGCGAUCAGCCUCCUCGGCAGAUAUGGCUGGUUUCUGCGAGUCCGCCCGAGCCUGCCGCGGCACCAAUUCAAAGAAGAGCCGAAUGAGGUUGACGGAGGUGGAGUGCGUCAUGAAGUCGGUCCAAGACGUCCUUGCGUCAGAUCACGACCCAGGCCGGCUGCACGCCGUCCUCAACAUGUUCACUGGACUGUUUGAAGAGCUCGGCCACCGCGUGGCGAUCUGGAGCCAGCCGCUGAACAAAUUGUUCACUUUCGAGACCACCGUGCAAAGUGUCGCCGACUCUUUCGCCAUUCAGCUGAUUGUGGGCCCUGGGGGUCCGGCCACCGUGGAAGGGAGUCCUCCAGGUUGUGCGCUGUACGUGGUCUCCCCCGCUUUCUCACUGAAGACACAGCUCGAGAUGGCGUCGCACCACAGGGAAGGAGCUGGUGCACCGACGGAGAGCUAUUCUGCCGAGGCAAUAGAGGUUCUGGACCUUUUUCUGCAAGAGCAGGCUGCCGCUGUCGAGGCCACACACUAUGUAUCUUCGGCACCGUUCGAUUCUCUAGCUGCAAUAGUCGACCGGAUCGUCGCCCAUCCUGAAUUGGAUUCACUCAAUGUUCUGGUGCCGGCGCAAUUAACUAAAGUUCUUGGGCUCAAUCCCGAGAACGAAGAACUCAUUAUGCAGCAAAGCGAAUUCAUUGACGACUCUCUCCGGCCGCAUGUCGGUGCGGCGGUCGUCGAUUUGGAAAUUCUCAGAAACCUCACGAUGCGCCAAGCUCUUCACGCUUGCACGGUGACGCAACGUGGCUGCCCAAACGUGCUGGAGGAGCUCGAGAGGCGUGUCUCGGCCGCCCUCAACAUUUGCCAGGAGAAAGCGGAACACGAUUUGCUCUCGGGCGUUAGGCGAGGUCAGCGCAAAAAGCUACUUACGACGAUCGAAGACAUCCGCCGCACCCUAAGCACCGCGGAAUGUGACGCCGGGGGCUGCAGAGUGGUCAGCAAAGCAGACGUGGCGUUCCGUGCCUUGUCCAAGUUCUACGCGCCUGCCGAGUUCCGCGCAAUGUAUACGCAGAUCUUUGAUGUGCCGAUACCUGCGGCCGCAACGGACUUGGGAGAGAACCCCACAAAAUCGGUUGACAGUGUCAGGUCGAUGCUCACACUCCCGCAGUGGGCCACGAUCCUGACCGAACUGAAUGCCGGCGUCGCCUCAAGGGUAGCGUCUGCCAGCCAAGGACGGAAUUUCGAUAUCCUAGAGCAAAUACGCCUGUUCAAACGGACAUGUUUCGACGUCGCACAGCGGCGUCUCCGCGACUCGCUUGCUGUGAUUCAGAUGACCGUGAAGAGGAAUGCGCCGUCAUGGGCGUCGGAGAUCGAGUUGGAGUUCGAGCAGCGUGAGCGCCACAAAAAGCAAAUCAUGAAUUCGGUCCUCAACGAUUGCUGCUCCAGGGAGAAGUUCGCCCAGCAGGGAGCGACAGUUGCAGCCCACCAGCUUAUCAAGGGAUUGCGGUCGCGGGGCUUGGCCACAGACUGGGCGGAGGUGUUUGAGAACUUGACGGACAAUCGCCUCAGCCACAUAACGUGGAUGCAGCAGGCAGUGAACAUCGACGUCAGGAAAAUGGGAGACAACGAACGGGGGAUGAUGCAAAGUUGCCAUGAAGAAAAAUUCUGGAAGCUCGGCGCCACCGCAUGCACAGCACUGUUUCUUAAGCGCAUGCGUUCACGCGGUUUUAGAAUGACGCGGUAUACUCCUGUCACCAAGGGCGAGCUGGAAGACUUGAAACAGACCUACGAGGAGUGGAUGGACAAGGCGAGAAACGUUCUCCUUGUGGAGAAAAAGGCGGGGCACAGCAUCAUGAAGAUCGACAGGUACGCGAAUGCGGAAGCGAAGAUCUGGGUCCGCAUUGCAGAGGCUCUCUACGCUCGUCCAAACUCGACCUGGCCGUCAGUUCGGCAGACGAUCGUCAACAGCGGCGAUCGAGUCUACCUAACCGUCCUGGGAAGGAAGAAGGCGCACCGACUCUUCGGCGCUGUCCAAGGCAAGUGCCCACCAGGGACAGCCGGUCGCACUCUUCAGAUAUGGACGCGAAGUCUUCACCGAGCGGUGUCCUACGUCAAAGAGAAACACUUCAACCAAUUUGGAGCCUUCUUGGUGACAGAUGCUUUGGUGCGCCGCCUCAGAGAACAGAAUAUCUUUGACGCUGGCAACAGUGCGAUUACCAUCGGGAACAUCAAACGAAUUAGGACGUUCGCGGAGUGGAAACGGAAGGUUCUACUGCUCAAAGUCUCGACAGAGAUGAUUCGCACGCCCAUUCCGGUAGCUCUCGUCCAGUCCAUGGGCCAACAUAGGCAUCUUGUCCGCCUGCUGAAAUGGUUUUCCAAGAGCAAAAGCAUGACGAACAUUAUUCGCACCUCCGUCCUUUCAAUCGCGCGUUUGGCGCUUGGCCCAGCUCUCUCGCGGAUUGUGAAUCCGUGGAAGGCGACGAAGGCUGCAGACGCCCCUGAUGGCGCAGCGGGUGGCGUAUCGGCUGCACUUGUCACCGGCUUGGUGAUGUCGAGCAUUUUUCUGGACAACUACUUUGGCGUGAAACUGCCAGUCAUUUUGCUUCUGUUGCCGCCAAUCAUUUCCUUUGUCAAAUCGUACUCGAUGAAGAAUCUGCUGGAGCAAAUUAUCGACAGCAUCGAACUGCCGGAGCUCGCCACCAAUAUACUUGAACCCUUCUUUCCGCGGCUGGAACAGUUUCUGGUCAAGUGUAUCCGCGACUACCUCACGGUCGACUUCCUGGAUGGCGUCAUCAGGCAGUAUCUGAGCAGUCGUUUCAACCUCGAUGCCCUCAAGUUGUCCUCGAAAAUCAAGGACGUCGCCGAGUUCCUGGUCAAGUUCAUCAGACGGCGCGGUCCAGUCGUCCUCACCACUCUGAAACGCUACUUCGUCAGUCCAACGCUCCAAGACUACGUGCGAAUCUUGAAAGACUUUGUCGUCACUGUUGUCACGACCGGCGCAGAUGCGAUCGCCAACCGCUUGCUGUAUCGGCCUCGGAAGCUUCACCCGGCGCUUUUCCAGUACAUUGUGCGCGGGCCCUCUUUGACGGAUGCCGUCGGAUUGAAGGAUUUCUACGAGGUCGUGCUCGCGGUUUUCCGAGACCGCACCCUGGCAGCGAUCAACCCGACGAUCGCCAUCCCGCCAGAAGUGACCGCGGCGCUGACGCCGCUGGAGAAGAUCAUUGCCUUUGGGAUGUUCCCGCCGGCGCAUGCGAUGAAUCCGUUGGGCUGUCCCUCGCUGACAGAGAAGGCGUGGCAGACCCAGACGAAAAAGUACAAACUGGACUUUUACCCCACACCGCGCGUGGCGGUGACAGGCUUCGUGGGCGAGCUUCGUUUGACGGUCUUGCAUGGCCAGCGCGAGGUUCCCCACCUGUUUCUAAUCAAGGAAGUCAAGGGCAUGACUCUGUCGAAAUUGAAGAAGAUGCGUGGGGUCCUGAAGCAGCAGGUGCUCGUUUUUGAGUUCAAGCGGCAUAGACAGGUGCGAGACGUCGGGGAAAUUGUCGUGCGCCAUCCUGUCAGCAAGAUGCAGUGCACGCUCUCGGUUCGAUUUGGGUCACUCUUCGCCGAGGCCGUUCAAACCGGCGCGCUCGUCGAGGAGUUGAACAAGACCAUUCCCGGCAUCAUCCAACACCUGCAGAGCAUUAGCUCCGAGGGACUCGAAGAUAUUUUGACGCAUCUGGCGACGCACCUACCGGGCAUCGAAAGCCCCGAAGCUCUGGUGGAGGAAACCCGCAAAAUGAUCGAGCGGAAACUGUUCACCCGCCUACUCCAGUACGAGUACCUCUCGGAACCGAACUGGUUUGCUCUCGAUUUUGGUCUCACGGUGACUCUGCCGCGCGAGGACGACGCCGCAGCCGCCGCAGGACCGACUUCUGUCGAACUCACUGUCUUGGUCGGAGAGCACGAAGUGGCCAAGAGCUACUUGGUCUCCGUGUUUGACCAUCAGACACACAUCACGCAGCUGGACCAGACCGUGAAAAAACGCUGCGGCGUCAAGCCGACGCUUCUGCAGCGGAUCCAGGGUCACCUUGGAUUGCGCCGCCGCACAGAAUCGACCGUAAGGUGCAUCAAGAUCGUCGAGUUCAGCACCGACCAGUCCGGCCGCACGUGGUUGUCUCUGAGCUGGAAGAGCGACAAUGGCUACGUCAGCCAGCGGUUUAUGGUUACGCCGACAAACAACCCAGACAUGACCAAAAUCGUCGAGCAACCCGCUGAGCGUCCGUUGUCGGACGAGAACCUCGAGGACCUCAGAACCCGCAUCGCUGCAGCGAGCGCUCAUGGCGGCAACAGCUACGAUCUCAUCCACUGGGCGGCGUUCACGGUGCUCUUCAAGAAUUCACUCAUCAAUGCAUCCUAUCGGCGCCAGCGACGCGAGUUCCGCCGGGUGAUGUCGGCGACGAGCGACUCGGGCAAGAAGGUGUUCCGGGAGCGCGACUACUUGGACAGUGAAAUCUUCGGGAAGCCCCAGGCGUCGCUCAAUCCUGCGUGGAUGAUUAGCCUUGAUGCACUGCUGCGGCAGCCAAAAUAUCAACCGCUCGUCGAGAUGCUGGGGGACAAGUUGCACGUUUACAAGGAAGCGCUGGCUCUCGCGCUCUCCAAUAUUUCGACGGCAAAGAGCGAAACUCUGACUUCAGGCGCCGAACUGGUUACAGCGGAACGCCUCUCCCAGCUCUGCCCGCAAGGCCUGCAGGAGACGGCGGAGUCGCGCGACAUCUGUGAACAGAAUAACGGGAUGUGGGGUUCCCUCUGGAUCACCGAUCGCGGGUCUCCACUUCUCCGGUUCAUUGGCAAGAAAAAGAUGAAAACGCCGGCUCUGUUCAAGUACUGGCUCGCCGGUGGCGCAGAGACGGCGGCCAAGUAUGCGGUGGGUGACUUGGACGAAGUCGAACAGUUCCAGCACAGUCGGCACGACGAUAUAACCGUGAAGAUUGUCGCUCUAACAGUCGUCAGCCAGCAGCUCCUUCUGCAGCUCUACGACAACUACCUCGAGGCGGAAGCGACCGGCCGAGUCAAAGACACUGACGAAAAGUACCAGGUUCUGAAAUACGCGCACAUCAGUCUCCUGCGCCUCCUGCGGACGUACGCGUCCGUGUCGGGCGAACAGAAUGCGUCGGUGCCUGAAGUGCUCCGCAACGCCGCCCAAGCUGUCCUCAACACCGUUGAGCCGGCUGCAGUGCUGACGGCGGAGGAAAAGUACACGUGGACCAGCAUGCUCGAGGCCCACUCUGAACAGGUCUACAGAGACAUGGAGAUCUCCUUUGGCCUUCGCGAACUUUCCUUCACGCUCAAGACGCCGGCAGCAGGUGUUGCUGACGGCGGCCGACCGCGCUACAUGGUCUACCUGAUGACCAUGUUGCACCAGAACCCGUAUGUGGACGGGACCGGAUAUCAGUCUUCGCUCCAGGAUCCGGCAAUUCGCCAGGGGUGCUCAGCUUCUCCGGUGAACUGUCCAAGCCCUGAGGUGUUGUGGAAUCACGUCUACACGUCCCUCCUGGUCAUGGUUCAGCUGGCGCCUUACCCGGAUAUGCUCGAACAUCUUCUCUCUGCCCGGAAUCUGGAUUUCUCCGGACGCGACGACCCUCUGGAACCUCUGAACUUUGAUGAAGCCAUGUCCCUGUUCCAGUACGGUGUGAGUAUCAUUGCAAAGUGGAAGGUCACCCCGGAAGUGGAGGACUACUUCUCAGGCAAGGUGGACCUGCAGUGGAUCAGGCGCAUGUUGUCGCUUUUCGACGAUGACGAGACGCUCCGUGUCCUGAUCGUGUACACUCCGCCGCUUCACUUGAGAACGACGGUCUUGCAGAACCCUCGAGUGGUUCUUCAGAAAGCUACCUGGAACGCCCUGGUUGCACUCUGGGGGUUCCGCGGAGCCUUCGGCCGCUUCGUGCUGGAGGUUCGCAACGGCUGGAAGAAACAAGUGGAGUACGGUGUGCCCUACGGCUUGGCAACAUCGGAUAUGGAUUCACUGCGAAUGCCUCUCCCGGUGCGAGAGUUCCUCGAGACCGAACUUCGCGAACUGAUGGCUGACGAAGCGAAUCCGGGAAUGCCGGUCUUGGUUCUGGAGAGUCCUGGCAUGAAAGUGAUUGACAAUGCGCUCCUGGAUCUUGUUCCAGUUUUCCGCCGGGCGGGACAGCUACCCGUGUCCCAUCCCUUAUUUCUGCAGUUGAUGCGGAACGUCCGAAGUUAUCUGCACACGAUGCGCGCCGCACAUGGUGCAAAGUUCGCGAAGGAAAAGCUGCUGGACGCUACGGUCCGUACCCGCUUUCUCUCCAUCAUUCGUGAGGCAGCACUGAAAGCUGCCUUCAUGGAGCAGCUGCAGAUAGAUCUUCCCCAAAAGAUCUUGUGGAGUCGGAAUCAGUUUUUCCACAUCAACAACAUGGCCAAAAUAAGCGAGGACUUCUCCGUCAACGGCGUGAUGCCGUCGGACUACAAAGAGAGGCUGGAGGAACUUUUCCCCAUCGUUUGCGACACCAUCUCAGCUUCUUCGACGGACGCGGCACUCAGCAUUCUUGGAGUCGACAUUGCGCCGAUCGUGGAGUUCAGAGAGAAAGUCAUCCACACUCGCCAGUUGCUGCGAGAUGUCGGGGCCGAAGUGCCGGUACACCUGCAGCACCACCCGAUCGAAAAGUUCAUCUUGGUGGCCCGGUGUGAACCCAUCCGGAACCUUCCGCGGAAACAUGGGAAGGUUGAGAAGGCCUGCACAGACCUGGAAAACACCCGUGAGAAGGUGCUGAGCAACGUUAGCUUCACGGCGGCCUUCAGGCGGCAAGUCGCGGAAGUCGAGGCCAGUUUGGCGGAGCGGGUGAACUGCGGAGUCGAUACGGAAGAUGGGCAGAUCCUCCAAAAGUUCUUUGUCCAGCUGAUGGAAGACGCGACAAAGAACGCGGGCAUCAUCGAAUACUGGGACAGAUUCAUGGCCCUGAGAGAAACGUCCUUCGAUACGCCGGCGUUCGAACCUCUCACUGAAGCGAUCAUCGCGUCCGUGCUGCACAAGCUCGCCUUGCAUGCGCGCUCGGGGACAUUGGACGCCGACCUCGAAAACUCGGUCUAUCCCACCGUCUGCAAGUUCAUGUCCUACGUGCGGCGAGCCCGAGGCGGGAAGCCGAUAGCGGACUUCUGUCGGACCUUCCCGGCUGGCCGGCCUUUGCUGUCUCGCUUCUUCCAGCAAAGCAAGGAAAAUCAGAUCAUGCGCCUGGAGUUGAACAGCUUCGCAUUUACGCGAGGACCGAACGCGAUGUGGAUGGACGACUUCAGCGAGCUCGCCCACACAAGUGAAACGCUGUACCCUCCCCGAAACUCCGCAGUAAUUAGUUUCUUCCGCAUGGUUCGCGCAGCCAGCUCGACGCCUCAGUCGGCUGAGGCAGACGCACUCUCCGUUCGACGGCCCUCGGCUUUUGUCAGAAGCCUGUCCGAAGUGGCCGACCUUGUGCUGGACAAGCUCCGAAAGAAACGGAACACGAUGAACAAGUGGAGCCGACGGCUGGUAACUUCGAUCUUGCGGGUCGUCGACGCCGCUAUUUUGCUCGCCAUUCAGGCCGUUCAGCGCUUCGCGGCGACUUCGCGGCGACAGAUCGCCAUGGCGCGCGAGGAGAUCAAGGUGCAACGUGGCCUCGAGCGGCGCGUGAGCAUCUCUUCCCGACAGGACGGGGUUCGAGGCCGACAGGAGGGAAGCGUCGCCGCACCGCCGGCUGCCCCACUCCCCGAGGAUGAGCGACGACCUAGCGCAGUGGCCAUGGUUCAGGUGGGAGUCACGUCCGUCACGUCGAUGCUCUACAAAAGAAUCGCGCUUGAGCUCCUCAAGGUUCACCGCUACAUUCCCGGAUGGGUCGCUUCGGCGCUGGGAACGAGCACCAAAGACCUCGCGUUCCUGCUGCGCACCAAAGCGACGGUUCCGGGUUCGGUGAAAGAUAUCGCGAUGUCCACGUGCGUCAACAUUUUCGACAACAUCGUGCUGCCGACGCUGACGAAGCCGAACGUCCUGGCCCCCGAGACCAUGAUUCGGAAUGUGCUUGCCCAGCUGACCAGUGCCAUUCACUACACGGUCAUGCCGAACCUCGGAGCCGUGGAGGAGAAAUUCAGGAGAGCCCGGUCGCAAGACGGUAUGCUUCCCCUCUCGGCGUUCCUUCACGGGAUCGUGCUGUCGGCCGUCACUCAGCUCGAGAGCCUCAUGCAGAACAACAAGUGGCAAACGGAAAUGGUGCGCCUCGUGCAGGAGCACAUUCGAACGUUGAACAGCGCCGUCAUCGGACUGGUCAAGAGAUUUCGUCUGGCCGAUGCCUUGUGCGGAAUCACAGAUCCCCUCCUCGACGCUGUAGCAGAUGUCGUGGAGAGGAACGCCAGGACCCUGGCUCACUUGUUGACGGACCUCAUGCAGGCCGACACGUUCGGCUUGCUCAUCAAUUUUGUUCAGGCACAGCUGUUCAAGGAGCUGAGGCUCGCCGCAGACUCCGGGGAGGUGCACGGUCUUCUGCAGAUUCUGUCAUCUACGGGUUUUCUGAACUUGUUGGCCGACGGAGCGAAAGGUCUCUACUACGUGUAUAAUAAGGAACAGUUGUAA
Molecule: messenger RNA, 13563 nt
Organism: Neospora caninum
Lineage: Eukaryota; Apicomplexa; Conoidasida; Eucoccidiorida; Sarcocystidae
Exons: 34
Coding region: 1-13563 (4520 amino acids)
Source: RefSeq, a predicted model, not a curated record